Messenger RNA from Pseudocercospora fijiensis CIRAD86, 726 nucleotides. RefSeq names its product glycosyltransferase family 34 protein. The transcript has a single exon. The record is from RefSeq and is a predicted model, not a curated record. Lineage: Eukaryota; Fungi; Ascomycota; Dothideomycetes; Mycosphaerellales; Mycosphaerellaceae. Gene Ontology annotation, molecular function: glycosyltransferase activity. The annotation marks the transcript as partial. Gene Ontology annotation, biological process: protein N-linked glycosylation. Gene Ontology annotation, cellular component: Golgi membrane.
AGGACUCGUAUUGGAAAGUGUACCAUCCUCUUCCAUGGUAACAGCUACUGGGAGCGAGCGAUUCGGACACACGAAAGGCACGACAGGGAACACGGAUACCGACUUCAUGUUCUUCGUCAGGAACUAAUGGACGAUGUCUGGUCGAAGCCUGCGUACAUUCUGAGUCUUCUGCUGCGAGAAUUGGGCAAACCAGAGAGCGAGAGACUGGACUGGCUGUUCUGGAUCGAUGCAGACACGGUCUUGCUGAACCCGUACAUCCCGCUGGAUGUCUUUCUUCCACCUCCAGGAAGUGAAUUUGAAGACAUUUACCUUGUCUACUCCAAUGACUGGAACGGGCUCAACAAUGGCGUCUUCCCGAUCCGCGUCAAUCAGUGGGCAGUCAACCUCUUUGCAGCGAUUGUCUCGUGGCGACACUAUCGCCCCAAAGAGCCGCUUGUCUUCCGUGAUCAGUCUGCCAUGGACGCUCUUAUGCACGAACCAGCAUUCGCUCCCCAUGUCGUCCAAGCACCCCAGCGCUGGUUCAACGCCUACCAAGGCGAGCACAACGAAACCCUCGCACCAUUCCAAAUCCGCCGCGGAGACCUCCUCGUCCACUUCGCAGGCGUUCCCGACCGCGAAGCACGCAUGAACUACUGGCUCGAACGAGCCGAACAACAUCUCGACGACUGGGAAGUCCCCGUAAAAUCCACCUCCUACCCGCAAGAAGCCAAAGACUUCUGGAACGAG